Molecule: messenger RNA, 1271 nt
Organism: Hyposmocoma kahamanoa
Lineage: Eukaryota; Metazoa; Arthropoda; Insecta; Lepidoptera; Cosmopterigidae
Product: cysteine and histidine-rich protein 1-like
Exons: 7
Coding region: 185-1093 (302 amino acids)
Biological process (GO): proteasome-mediated ubiquitin-dependent protein catabolic process; multicellular organism development
Cellular component (GO): cytoplasm
Molecular function (GO): ubiquitin conjugating enzyme binding; ubiquitin protein ligase activity
Source: RefSeq, a predicted model, not a curated record
GUGUCGCCAUUAGUCGCGCUUACCACAAUCACGUUCGAGAUACUACUCGUACUAGCUUAUCACUGAAAAUGGCUCGACGAUUACACUCUAAUCGGUUACCUUAUAACUGUACGAUUUGCGGAGUGUUUACUAGGUGUACGACCGUAUUUGACGUGGUUUAGUUACGUGAGAGUUUAUUUUCGGCAUGUCGUCGACGUCUACGCCGACCGGCAAGAAAACAGUCCUGAACACGCUUCUGGAGACUGAUCACUAUGAAAGUCUCAUCAAGGAGCUGACAUGUACUAAAUGUAAGCGAUACAUGAAGCCACCUAUCCACCUUUGUGUGGACGGGCAUAGCACCUGCGGACCAUGCUUUGAGAAAAGCUAUCAAUGUCACGUGUGCAAGAAAGAGUACUCCACAAUCCGUCCCACAACUUUAGAAUCGCUUGCGAACAAAGUCCUAUUUCCAUGCACCAAUUUGGGCUGUCCGAAACACGCGACCCUGCCUAUACUUGAAAAGCACUCCCCACACUGCCAGUUCCGUAUUAUCAACUGCUUUAUGGCUCGAGUUUACGGCGAUUGCAAAUGGGAGGGCCGGGCUGGCGAAUGGAUGGACCAUUGCUUCCAAGAACAUAAGACUAAGGUGACAGAAUUACCUUUCAUUACCGUAAAAGACAAAUGGGAUGCUAAACGGACGGAACCGGUCCUCAAUUACUUCUUGCUGAGAUGCUAUGAGAAGGUGUUCAAUGUCUAUCAAAUUUACGAUAAGAGGGGAGGAAGAAUGAUGUGGACUGUACUAGUAAACGAUGAACACGCGGAGAAGUUCUACUUCGAGGUUGAUAUUUUCCUACCCAAUUUGCCGAGCAAAAGGAUUGUGUACAGGCGCCCAUGUAAGUGCGAGAAGGAUGCAGAUUUCCUCGAACACACUCAAAAUGUUUACAUUCCCGUUGAAAAUGUUUUCUCCAUGUUGGAUGAGACCGAGUCCGCAAAUUUUACUGUUAGAAUUGGUGAAGUAGAAAACUUGCCCAUGCUGGACACACCUUCAAACAGCGAAAGUCUUAUUUUACUCCACAAUGAACAACUCCACAAAGAGACCGAAGAGCAACACGAAUAAGGGAGUAGAAAAUUUUACAGAAAAGGUCGACGUGAAUUAAAUACCACAAUUCAUAUUCUCCUUAUAUAUUUAAAUGAAGAUCGGUGAAUAUUGAGCACCUCACCGAUAUAAAAGCCCUUGAUUGAUGAAUGUGCAUCAAUCGUUGUUAAUGACAGCCCAUUGUUAUCUAUCAUUACGU